AUGGCACAAGGUUUCAAGACCAAGCCGCUCGCCAAGCCGGUCAAAUCCUCAGCCGGUCAGCGGAAUAAGGCCAAUGCACCGCUCAAGAAGGGCAACCGCGUCAUACCGCCGCAACGCAAGGUAGCCGUCGAGGAGGCAGUCCGACGAAAAAAUGUGUCGACAUCUAUCAAUACCAGACUCGAAGGAGCGAUGGCGCAGCGAGCAUCGGCGGGCAAACUCACGAUCAUGAAGAAAUCCGCGCAACAAGCUGCAUCUGCGGCUAGCGAGAAACCACGCAAAGGGCCCGCUCGAACGCCGAAACGGCCUGCCAUGCCGCACUCAUACGCUGUUGCUAUGAGAAGAUGCGAUGCAAACUGCGUUGCCGUCGCGUCUCAACUGGCCUUGCCAUGUCUUGCUGUCCUACUCGAAUGCUCCCAAGUCUCUAUCGCUCGCAAAAUGAAGGGGACUCUCGCCGUCUUCUCUGCGCUCUUCUCGUCGGCCCUUGCUACCAGCGUUGGUCAUUAUGAAGCGCCAACUGCCGGCCAAGUCUUCAAUCUCAACUGUCCAACCAUGACGAUCAGGCUCGUCGGCUUGCCAGCGGACGCACUCUAUGUCGAUGUGUCCAUGACGCAUUCCAACAAAAUGGGCGUUGCUACGCAUUACGACGUUGGCCAAGCUGCCAUCAUCAGCGGCGUCUUUUCGGCCGUUUUCGAGUGGGUCGACGAGUCGACAACGCCCGGCCAGUGGACUUUGGUCUCUGAGAUCAGUCACAAGGACGGUUCGCUCAAUUCUACUGACAUUGAUAUCGUCGUCGUCGAUACCACCGAUCCGUGCGAAUGA
Messenger RNA from Mixia osmundae IAM 14324, 819 nucleotides. RefSeq lists its product as uncharacterized. Lineage: Eukaryota; Fungi; Basidiomycota; Mixiomycetes; Mixiales; Mixiaceae. The transcript is spliced from 6 exons. Bases 1 to 819 code for a protein of 272 amino acids. The record is from RefSeq and is a predicted model, not a curated record.